CCGGCACAGCCUGCUCCUGAGCAGUCUUCCAGACAUAUCUAUACCCGGCGGUCCCCUCCACCUCCGGCCAGUUUCCCUCGACUCUGUGUUGACCGUGUUCCAGAGAUACACAGACUGGUCCUUCUAGCCGCGGGAACAUCGCCAUCUCACAGCAUCAUCAAUUCAAUCUCUCCAUGAUCCUCGGGCCUAGCCCACGUUGCAUUUGUCCGACAACUCGCUGAGCCAGGUACCGUGGGCGCGCUCCGGCUUCACUCUAUGUACCCUUAUACCUCCCCCGCGAGUCUCUAUCACCAGCCCGCGGUGUCGAGCCACCACAUUCCGCUGCGAAGGUACGAGAAGAGCCCAGCGCCAGUACAACGGACGCUCUCCAUCAGCAUCAGGACCGGCGCUAAUUCAAAAACCCCCAGCACCGAUAUCUCUCUAACCCUACGCCAGCAGCCCAAGGAAGCGCUGGUGACGGCAGAGGGCAAGGAGAAAGCGCGGAAACCCGUGGACCCGCCCCCAAUUAUACAACUCCAUGUCGAGCAACGCGCGGACCCCCCACAACAUUUCCUCCAGAGCCCGUAUCUGUUUAUGUGCACGAGUCUCUGGAAGGUCGACAAGAACGAGCCUUGGGAUGGCGUCGGAAACAAGUCCUUGGCCGGCUCUCUAGUGUCGUCGCUACAUAGGCUCAAGGAUAUCGACAACAAGGAUGGAGGCUUCUUUGUCUUCGGAGACAUAUCAGUCAAGGUGCAGGGGACCUUCCGCCUGAACUUUAGCCUCUUCGAUCUUCACAAAGAUACGAACGAGGUGCAAUACCUAGGAGGCAUCACUUCUGAGCCGUUCAAAGUACUGCUGCCAAAGGACUUCAAAGGAAUGGAGGAGUCGACCUACCUUUCAAGAGCGUUCUCAGAUCAGGGUGUUCGAUUGCGUCUUCGCAAAGAGCCGAGGGCGAUGAUGGGCAACAAACGACCCUUUCCGUACGGCCCGGACGCGCCCAUCUCCAAUACUCCUAUCAGGCCUAACAUGCAGGAAUACUCCUCGUACGGAGACGAGUCGACAUCGCCGAACAAGCGUUUCCGCCCAGACACCGAAGACCGCAAGGAGCAGUACUCAGAUCAUACCGGAGCGACCAGCUCGGGUUUCUCGUCGACCUACACGACGCCACAGUACCCAGUCCGGAAUUCAAGUCUCUCCAGCGCAUUCAGCAUGUCGCAAUACCCGACCUUCGGUGGUCUGACCACUGGGAGCACGUCGCCCUACCAGUUUCGUCCUAGUAUCUCGAACUCGUCAAGCUUCUACAACGACUCCUUACUCUCGACAUCGAGCGCCGGCCCCGUCUCUGCCCCCAUGCCCCCACAGCAACGGUAUAAUGAGUUGCAGCCAUCAUAUACCGGAAUGUUCUCAAAUUUUGCGCCGCAUCGAAGCACACCCUCUUCGGCACUUGCAUUCUCGGACGAUGCUGCCGGCCUUGGGAGUUACCGACCAACAUCGGGCGUGGCUCUAGGCGGGGAAGAUCACCGGCCCGCAACGGCUGCCGGAAUUUCUCCGCCCAUGUCGAUACCGCAGGCGCCGCAGUCGCAGCCAUCUACACACCAGUCUCAUGACUCUCUUGGUUCUUCCAGAGGUGCGUCCUAUAGUCACUCCCCUGAAAUGGUCCGGACAUCGGGCUAUUCAGACCGCGUGCAGCUAGGCACACAGCUGCACAGCGCAAAUCGCUCCGCAGCGCGUCUUGACGACCAUUUCCAGAGCAACGUACCGGUAUACCAAGGUCAAAGGAAUGCCCUCCAGGUCCCUCCUUCAGAGCCGAAUUUGACAAGUCAUACAGAUACUGGAGCAAUCCCGCCUUCCCUGCACUACAAUCCGGACUUGAGUCAAUCCACUGAGGCGCACAGUGCUAACAGUGGGUGAUGACAGUUCCAGCUCGUCGCGAUAGCGCUACCUUCCCCGAGCAACUCGAAUACUAGGAGGGCGGGAGUGGCUGCAAAUCGGCUCGGCGAGGUGCUGUGCCAGCUUGAUACCCUUAGAAGGCGUUACGGACCGGCAAUAGGAGUUUACGAGGGGCUGAAGCCCUUCGGGGGCCUAGGCAAUGACUGUACGUUUCAGGCGGG
This is a messenger RNA of Trematosphaeria pertusa, 2090 nucleotides long. RefSeq lists its product as uncharacterized. Bases 256 to 1890 code for a protein of 544 amino acids. The record is from RefSeq and is a predicted model, not a curated record. The transcript has 5 exons. Lineage: Eukaryota; Fungi; Ascomycota; Dothideomycetes; Pleosporales; Trematosphaeriaceae.